Messenger RNA from Orycteropus afer afer, 948 nucleotides. Its product is annotated as olfactory receptor 56A3-like. Gene Ontology annotation, molecular function: olfactory receptor activity; G protein-coupled receptor activity. The record is from RefSeq and is a predicted model, not a curated record. Gene Ontology annotation, biological process: G protein-coupled receptor signaling pathway. Lineage: Eukaryota; Metazoa; Chordata; Mammalia; Tubulidentata; Orycteropodidae. Gene Ontology annotation, cellular component: membrane.
AUGAAAUCUUACAGAAGUGGUUCCAACUCCUCUGGGGUUUCAGAAUUCCUCCUGAAUUGUUUUGUCAGGUCCCACAGAUGGCAGCUCUGGCUCUCCCUGCCCCUCAGCUUCCUCUUCCUCCUGGCCAUGGGGGCUAAUGCUAUUCUUCUCAUCACCAUCAGGAUGGAGGCUUCUCUACACCAACCCAUGUAUUAUCUGCUCAGUCUCCUCUCCCUACUGGACAUUGUGCUCUGUCUCACUGUCAUCCCCAAGGUCUUGGCCAUCUUCUGGUUUGACCUCAGGUCUAUCAGCUUCUUUGCCUGCUUUCUUCAGAUGUAUAUCAUGAAUUGCUUCCUGGGUAUGGAGUCCUGUACAUUCAUGGUCAUGGCCUAUGACCGCUAUGUGGCUAUCUGCCACCCAUUGCGCUACCCAUCCAUCAUCACUGACCAAUUUGUAGCCAAGGCAGCCAUUUUUAUUUUGGCCAGAAAUGCCCUUAUUACUGUUUCUGUUCCCAUCCUCUCUGCCCGUCUCCAUUACUGUGGGAAAAAUGUCAUUGAGAACUGCAUCUGUGCCAAUAUGUCUGUCUCGCGGCUCUCCUGUGAUGAUGUCACCAUCAAUCGCCUCCUCCAGUUUGUUGGAGGUUGGACCAUACUAGGAUCUGACCUCAUCCUUAUCUUUCUCUCCUACACCCUCAUACUGAGAGCUGUGCUGAGACUCAAGGCAGAGGGUGCUGUGGCCAAGGCCCUAAGCACAUGUGGCUCCCACUUCAUCCUUAUCCUCUUCUUCAGUACCAUCCUCCUCGUCUUUGUCCUCACUCAUGUGGCUAAGAAGAAGGUCUCUCCUGAUGUGCCAGUUUUGCUCAAUGUCCUACACCAUGUCAUCCCUGCAGCCCUCAACCCUAUUGUUUAUGGGGUACGAACCCAAGAGAUCAAGCAAGGAAUUCUAAGAUUACUGAAAAAAGGGUGGUAA